AUGGCCUUUGCGUCUCUCGUACGCCGCGUGCGGCCGGCCGCCCUCCGCCCCGCGCGCCGCAUGAGCACCUACAAGCCCGACCUCCACGCAGUGAAGCAGCUGCGCGCCGAGUCGCAGGCGCCGCUCCAGGACGUGCGCAACGCGCUCGUCGCGACGCACGGCGACUUCCGCGCGGCGGUCGAGUGGCUCCGACUCAAAGGCCUCGCGACGGCCGGCCAGAAAGCCGGACGCCGCACGGCCGAAGGCCUCGUGGGCGUCCACGUGUCGCCCGACGGCCGCCACGCGGCGAUGGUCGAAGUCAACAGUGAGACGGACUUUGUCGCGCGGAACGCCACGUUCCAAGCGCUCGUGACGCGCGUGGCGGCCGCACUGACGACGGCCGACCCGACCGACGUGACGGCCGACCGGUCGGCCGUCGUGACGUCCGACGCGCUGUCGGCCGACCAAUUAGCGGUCGUCCACGUCGACGGCACGACCGUCGCCGGCCACGUGCCGGCGCUCGUCGGCGUCGUCGGUGAGAACGUCGUGGCCGCGCGCGCCGUCCGGUGCCGCCUGACCGACGGCCUCAUCUGCAGCUACGUGCACAACGCGGCCGCGCCGGGCCUCGGCCGGUCGGCUGCGCUCGUCGCGCUCGCGUUUGAAAGCCGCACGGCGUCGGCCGACCAGCUCGCACAGGUGCACGCGCUGGGCCGGCGCCUCGCCAUGCACGUCGUGGCCACGCGGCCGCAGUUUCUGUCGCGCGCAGCGGUGCCGGCGGCCGUUGUCGCGAGUGAGCGCGCGUUUCUCGCUGCACAGGUCCAAGACGCGGGCAAACCGCCGCACAUUGCGGCCAAGAUGCUGGACGGCCGACUGGCCAAGUUCUUCACUGACGUUGCGCUGCUGGAACAGGACCACGUGGUGGAAGAGGGCGGGCCGAAGGUCGGGGCGUUCGUGGCGGACGCAGCGGACAAGUUGGGGCUGGAGGUGUCGGUCGUGGCCUUUGAACGCUUUGAAGUCGGCGAGAGCCGUACGGAGGACGAACAGCGGGACGUGUGA
Hyaloperonospora brassicae is the source of this 1035-nucleotide messenger RNA. The record is from the annotation of a GenBank genome assembly. NCBI's taxonomy places the organism in Eukaryota, Oomycota, Peronosporomycetes, Peronosporales, Peronosporaceae.